UUGCUUGGACUGCAAAUGGUUGUAGGCAUAAAUCGACUGUAUUUAAUUUUUAAUAAUAAAUAUGCAAUUUUAGUUGGAUAUUUUUAUACUGUAAUUAUAACAGGUUUGACCAUGUAUGUAAUACUGAGUAAUAAUAUGACUAGUGCUACCUAUAUUGUAUUUAGGAAUACUGUGGUAAUAGAAUUUGCUCUGUUGUCUUUCAACUCCAUGGUACUCUACAAAAAUACAUUUAAGAAAUUCGUUGAGAAAAUGGAAAUGUUUGAUACCAUGUUAAAUAUAAAAAAUCAUCGCCAACUCGACAGUUUUACUUUAAUACAUUUAUUUAUGUAUAUUUUUAUAUUCGCUAUACUUUUUAUCCUAGACCUGCUCUAUAUACUAAAUUUUGAUAAUGAAAUUCACGAUAAACAUGUAAAUUACGCGUAUUUAGCAAUGAACUUUGCGUUCAUCUGUCACGAUACAGAAAUUAUAUUUUUUUGCGUUCUACUUACAAUGAUUUUGAGACGCGUUAAGAUAAUAAAGGGACACGUAAGGAAGUUAUUUUUACGAGGGAAAAAUUCGAGUAAUAAGCUUGAAGGCUUGUCAUAUAACGCCAACUUGGAUGUCAGUCACCUGCACAACGCUUAUGAUUUGCUUCAUACGUGUUCGGAAAAACUCAACUCGGCCAUGAAUUUUCCGUUUGUCAAAUACCUUGUAACAUACACAAUAGUCUAUUGUAUGAAGUUCACAAUAUUUUUUAUAAUGCCCUGCUAUUGUUCAAAUAUUACGACCACACAAGCCGCUACUAUACGUACGAUGCUGCAUGAUGCUAUUAAUACCAAAGCACUUGGAAAAUAUGAACGCCGUAAGCUGAAGGCCUUCUUUCAACUGACUCAAGACAGUGAGUUUGCAUAUGCUCUGUGGGGAGUCAUCAAAAUGGAUAUGUCACUGCCUCUGAGCUAUUGCAGUCUAUGUGUCACAUACCUCAUUAUUGUUGUACAAUUUUCGAGAUUUAUAGAUUAG
Messenger RNA from Pieris brassicae (large cabbage white), 999 nucleotides. RefSeq lists its product as uncharacterized. The coding region runs from base 16 to 999 and encodes 327 amino acids. The record is from RefSeq and is a predicted model, not a curated record. The transcript has 3 exons. Lineage: Eukaryota; Metazoa; Arthropoda; Insecta; Lepidoptera; Pieridae. Gene Ontology annotation, biological process: sensory perception of taste. Gene Ontology annotation, cellular component: membrane.